Messenger RNA from Biomphalaria glabrata, 2125 nucleotides. RefSeq names its product tyramine beta-hydroxylase-like. The transcript has 12 exons. NCBI's taxonomy places the organism in Eukaryota, Metazoa, Mollusca, Gastropoda, Planorbidae. Gene Ontology annotation, molecular function: dopamine beta-monooxygenase activity; copper ion binding. Bases 68 to 1657 code for a protein of 529 amino acids. The record is from RefSeq and is a predicted model, not a curated record.
AGAUGUUGGAAAAUGAUUUAUUGAUGUUUUGUUUUUUUCGUCUACAGAUCUCAUUAAGACAGAGAAAAUGAUUGUCUAUUGCCUGUUCCUGUUACUUCCUGUAUGCCUGGCGUAUCCCAGCUUCCAAGAGCAAAUUCCAAAUGGUAAAAACGUCAAGCAUCCCUGUAUAGCUAACUCAACAUGGCCAGGUGUCGGACAUCAGAACAAAAAUGGAGGCGGUGCAAGAAAUCCAUUUGGCCUUGCUUUUGCUGAUGCUGGAUUUAAGUGGACAAAAGCUUUGUGUGCAGCGGACACUGACGGGGACGGCAGGACUAAUGGAGCAGAGCUUGGUGACCCUUCAUGUGUUUGGACUCCAGGUCAAGUACCAGCACGCACGACUAAUAUCACACACCCAGGUGUCUGUGAGCCCAUGAGUUCUACUCAAUGUCAAGGCAAAAACAGUUUUGUCUCGUGUGUAGACGACAGCUUCGCGGCGAACUGUGAAAUCGUUCAAAACACAGAUGUGAAAUAUGUCGAUCUCAGGAUGCCAACCAUCUCAAUCCCAGCAGUCGAUACAACCUACAUGUGUCUGUCCUUCAAUCUGCCUAAAGACCAGGACUACCACAUCGUAGCAGACAAACCAAUCAUCGACAAUCUUAAUGUAGUGCAUCACAUGAUGCUGUACGGCUGUGACGAAAGUGUCAGUGAGUUCAUCUCCACACCAACAGAGUGUGAAAUGAGCAAAUGUACAUCGAUCCUUUGCGGAUGGUCGGUGGGUGAAACUGGAGAGUGCUAUGAUGCAGGUGUUGGCUUUAGGAUUGGUGUGACUGGAUUCAAGAAAGUAGUACUGGAGAUACACUACAACAAUCCUAAACUGGUGUCCACCUACAAAGACUCUAGUGGUCUGCGUGUCUACUACCGUCCAGCCAGACCUGAGGUCCUUGACAUGUUUAUGAUGAUGGUUGGACAGACUAUGUUACCUCUACCACCAGGUCAGGCAAGAAUCGAGAAAGUUGGCACCUGUAAAAGUUCGUGUACAUCUAUGAUCUUAAAAGACAAAGUUUACAUUAAUAGUGGAUCUAAUCACAUGCACUAUUUAGGAAGUUCCAUGAAGGUUCAACUUUUUAGGAAUGGUUCUUUAAUUGCGGACUUGACCAACGAGGAGUCAUACGACCUCGAGACACCUGUAUCUUUUGAUUACGAUCAGCCGAUUCUGAUGUUGCCUGGAGACGAGAUUGUCACCAGAUGUGUUUUUAACAGUGAGUCCAGCGACGACUGGGUUUACUAUGGUGAUGGUACAUCUGACGAAAUGUGUUAUGGCUACCUGACUAUGUACCCCAGGAGCUCACUAAGAUCAACUCAACAAAAUUGUGUAGCCACCUCGACUCUAUCAGCCUGUGAACUGGCACAGGGAGUAGCCUAUAACGGCUGUGACUGGAAGACUCUGAUCAAACCUGGCAACCCAUCCGUGACCCAGAUGAUAAAUGAACUCUACGAUAACUGUGACUACGGCGAAACGUGCAUACCAGAAUGUAAAGCAGUCAUCUCGAAAAUUGCGUCCUCCAAUGUUUGCUUCCAGGGUAACAACUUGCAGUUCUUGAGGAGCCUCGCGGAUGUGACUGAGCAGGUCUUUGAAAUAGUUGAGCAUCUGCAGUGGUGUCCAGUGACAGUUGGAUAGCCAAAUCGUCAGGACUAUCAAGUCUUCAGGACUACCUAGUCUUCAGGACUACCAAGUCUCGUUAAAACGUCAACCAGCAUUACAGUUCUAUUAGAUCUAUGUAAAUACUUCAAUUGUUGUAUUCUACUCGACUAUGUUAAUUUUACAAUGAGAUUUCUAUGGCGAGAGCAUUAAAUUAAAAGCCCACAUUGAUUUCCUGCUGUCAUUAUUUCACUUGUCAUAUAUGCCCCCCCCCCCCCACUUUCGAUUGUGUGUUUCUAAGUGAAGUUGGUAAAGAAUGAGCUAUCUGAAAUGUUCGCUUAGAAACUACUGUCUACUUUUAAAGACGUCACUUUAUGCUGUACCAAAACAAAAAUACUAAAAAAACAAAGAAGGCCUUUAGUAAGUGUAAUUGUAUCAAUUAGUUUAAAUCUGUCAUGCAAUUAUAUAAAUGAUAUCUUACAACAGAAUAAAUAUGUUCCCAAUUUA